Pestalotiopsis fici W106-1 is the source of this 2091-nucleotide messenger RNA. RefSeq lists its product as uncharacterized. The coding region runs from base 1 to 2091 and encodes 696 amino acids. The transcript has 7 exons. Lineage: Eukaryota; Fungi; Ascomycota; Sordariomycetes; Amphisphaeriales; Sporocadaceae. The record is from RefSeq and is a predicted model, not a curated record.
AUGCAUCAUCCGCAAGAUGAAGUUCAUCAACAUUCCCUCAAAGACCCCGAGUCUUUCUGGGGCCAUCAAGCCGAGCAACUCUACUGGCACAAAAAGCCCGACAGCAUCCUCGCGCGGACUGGUAAGACUCUGAAAAGCGGCACGAGACAUCCAAGCUGGGAAUGGUUUCCUGGGGGAGAAUUGUCCAACUGCUUCAACUGCGUUGAUCGACAUGUGCUGGCUGGCAACGGAAACCAUCCUGCCAUCUUCUACGACAGCCCAGUAACCACGACAAAACAGACCAUUACAUAUGCGCAACUUCUCGACGAGGUAGAGACGCUCGCCGGCGUCCUACGGGACGAAGGUGUCAAGAAGGGUGAUGUCGUGCUCAUUUACAUGCCAAUGAUACCGGCAGCUUUGAUCGGCAUCCUCGCCAUCAACCGUCUUGGUGCCGUUCACGCAGUCGUCUUUGGUGGAUUCGCCGCAUCAUCUUUGGCCCAGCGCAUCGAAGCAUCAAACGCCGUGGCCAUUCUCACAGCUUCAUGCGGUAUUGAUGGAAACAAACCGCCAAUCAGCUACAAGCCGCUCAUCCGGGAGGCCAUCCAGCUCUCAAAGCACAAGCCCGAGAGAGUACUCGUAUGGCAGAGAAAUGAGCUGCGUUGGGAUCCUCUGGACAAGACCGGAGGGGAGCGGAAUUGGUUCAAGCUGGUCAGAAGCGCGCGAGCCAGGGGUAUGAGGGCAGACUGUGUUCCGGUCAAAUCCAGCGACCCAAUCUACAUAAUCUACACGAGCGGCACGACUGGUUCUCCCAAGGGAGUGGUCAGAGAUGCGGCCGGCCAUGCAGUCGGACUGCAUCUCUCCAUCAGCUAUCUUUUCGGGGUUCAUGGCCCUGGAGAUGUGAUAUUCACUGCAAGUGACAUUGGAUGGGUUGUAGGACACAGCUUCAUCCUGUAUGCGCCGCUUCUCACGGGAGCCGCGACAGUACUCUACGAAGGGAAGCCUAUUGGAACUCCAGAUAGCUCUAGUUUCUGGCGUAUUGUACAGGAAUACAAGGUCAACAGUCUUUUUACAGCACCAACUGCACUUCGGGCUAUCAAAAGAGAUGACCCAGAAAAUAAACACUUGGAAAGAAUUGGCGAGAAUGGAGGCCUCAAGUCGCUCAGAGCUCUGUUUCUUGCUGGUGAAAGAUCAGAACCGUCAAUCAUUUCCAUGUAUCAGCAACUCCUUCAAAGGCACGCUGCACCAGGCGCCACAGUGAUCGAUAACUGGUGGUCUUCAGAAUCAGGCUCUCCAAUUUCUGGACUCAGCCUAUACCCACACGCUGGCAAGGACAGGACGAUAACAGACAGGCAGGAAAAGCCCUUGAGUGUGAAGCCAGGCAGUGCUGGAAAGCCAAUGCCGGGCUUUGAUGUCAGAGUUGUGGACGACGAUGGUAAUGAAUUGAAAAGAGGCAAGAUGGGCAAUAUUGUCAUGGCAAUUCCGCUGGCGCCCACAGGCUUUCGAACCCUGUGGCAGGACGAAGAGAGAUUCUAUAAAGGAUAUCUCAAAAGAUUUGGUGGGAAAUGGCUCGACACUGGUGACGCGGGCAUGAUUGACUUGGACGGAUACAUAAGUAUCAUGAGCCGAAGCGAUGACUUGAUCAAUACUGCAGGUCAUCGUCUAUCUACAGGUGCUAUUGAACAAGCCAUUACCAGCCAUCCCCUGGUGGCAGAAGCAAGUGUGAUAGGCAUACCAGACAACCUCAAGGGUCAGCUGCCGUUUGCCUUUAUCACGCUCUCGGUUCCCGAUCAUCCUUCAUCUGCUAUACCAGACAAGAAGAUUGGCGAUGAAAUUCAGAAGCAAGUACGGACCCAAAUAGGUGGCAUCGCGACCCUUGGCGGCAUCAUACAAGGGAAAAACAUGAUUCCUCGCACUCGGUCUGGCAAAACACUGCGAAGAGUGCUGAGAGAACUGGUUGAGAAUGCAGUCCACGGCGAUUUUGAUAAACAUGUCACUUGGCCUGCAACUAUCGAAGACGCUUCAGUCAUAGAUGUGGCUCGGAGUAAAGUUGCCGAGUACUUCAAGGAAAAGGGUACUGCACACAAGGCCAUCGAGGAGCGUGCCAAAUUGUAG